CGGGCUGUGUUGUAAUGUGUACGCGGAUUUGUUGAGGGAAAAUAUUUAGAAGUUAAAUGUAUAAUCAUGUCUGGGUCUCAAGGAGUCACCGCUUUGUGUGAGAAUCCCACCGAGGUGUUUAUGGACGUUUCCAAAUUGCUCAUUACGUAUGCGGAUAAUAUUCUGAGGAAUCCAAAUGAGGAGAAAUACAGAUCGAUCCGUAUUGGGAACCCAACAUUCUCCACCAAGCUUUUGCCUGUGAAAGGAGCAGUGGAAUGCCUUUUUGAUAUGGGAUUUGAGGAGGCUGAGACCCACCUGGUGUUUCCUAAAUCAGCAUCAGUGGAGAGGCUGAGACAGGUGCGGGAGACGAUUGCUGCUGAGAGAGACCAGAGAAUUGGGGCGAGCAAAGUUGCAUCCAAUCCACAAAGUGCCAGAGUUGCUCCGAGUCCUGCCCCGAUUCCACCCUCCACUCCUUCUGCAGGGCCAGAAUGUGCUGCUGCCCCCCCUACACCCGCACCAGCAGCUCUGCCAUUCACUGCAAGCAGUGUGUCAUUUCUUCGAACAUUGCAGUCAAACUUCCAGCAUGUGAUAAUAUAUGAGAGCCCUGCAUUGCAACAGAAAGCUUUGAACUGCAUACCUCAUGAACUGCUCAAGUCCAGAGCUAAAGAACGUCUCAAACAAGCCAAUGAUGCAGAUCCAGCAUGUAGUCUAUCUGAGGAGGACAUGUUGGUUCUAGACUUGUUGCAGUGGUUUAAAGGAGAGUUCUUUUCCUGGGUGGAUAGUCUGCCAUGUAGCCGAUGUGGAGGCAGAACCCAAACUGCUGGAUCCUUAUCCCCUUCAAAUGAUGAGCUGCGCUGGGAUGCAGGCCGUGUAGAGGACCACUACUGUCAGACUUGCCAUCUCUCCAACAGAUUUCCAAGGUACAAUAAUCCAGAGAAGCUCCUAGAGAGCAGAAGAGGGCGCUGUGGAGAAUGGGCAAACUGUUUCACAUUGUGCUGCCGAGCCUUAGGUCUUGAGGCAAGGUAUAUCUGGGACAGCACAGAUCACGUGUGGACUGAAGUGUAUUCUCACUCGCAACAACGCUGGCUGCACUGCGACCCUUGUGAAAAUGCAUGCGAUAAACCCCUCCUGUAUGAAGUUGGCUGGGGGAAAAAACUCUCCUACAUCCUGGCAUUCUCCAAGGACCAAGUUGUAGAUGUGACAUGGAGGUACUCCUGUAAACACCCAGAGGUCCUGUCUAGACGCACACAGAUUCAGGAGACAUGGUUGCUUCAUAAACUUAAUGAACUCAACUCUAUGAGACAGCAGUCUUUAGAACCAGAGAGGAAGAAAGAGCUGAUGCAAAGGCUGGUGGUGGAACUAGUGGAAUUUAUUUCUCCCAAGACCCCUCAAUCUGGAGAGCUGAGUGGCCGUAUAUCAGGAUCUCUGGCUUGGAGGGCAGCUCGAGGGGAGACUGGAGCAAACAGUGCCAAAGGGGACACAGAGGAAUGUGUCUUCAUUCCUUCAGAAUCUGAGAAGCAAACAAAGUUGUUCCACAUUUGUUACAAUGUGGCCAAAGACUGUUACAUCAGAGUGAGCAAUGGCCAAGAGACUCUCUCAGGAUGGCAGAGAGGUGUUUGGAGAAAAAAAAACGUGUUCAGAAAAGAGGAGCUUGAUUGGCAGAUGGUGUACUUGGCACGAACCGAGGGCUCUAUCUCUGGAAGGAUAAGCUGGAAGUUUGACUGCGUUUCUGUAGGGAUGAAGAUAAAAUCAGCUUCAGUCAAAGCCUUCAGCCAGACCUUCCAUUCAGGCAGCGUUCACUGGAGUGUACAUUCCACCCAGAAAACCAUAGAGUUUCCUGGAGAUGGCGAACUGCACUCUGCUGCGAGUCUGUCUGGAGGCACUGAGCUGAUUGUAGAGGCAGAGCUUACGGGAGGGGAGGGGGACGUGUCAUGGCAACACGCUCAGCUGUUCAGACAGAGUUUGGAGGAAACUGAGAAAGUUUUAUUUGAGCUGCGGGUUGAAAUGGAACAGUCUUGAUGAAAGAUUUAGUCA
This is a messenger RNA of Xyrauchen texanus (razorback sucker), 2013 nucleotides long. It is a transcript of the gene ngly1, whose product is annotated as N-glycanase 1. The coding region runs from base 67 to 1998 and encodes 643 amino acids. The record is from RefSeq and is a predicted model, not a curated record. Lineage: Eukaryota; Metazoa; Chordata; Actinopteri; Cypriniformes; Catostomidae. The transcript is spliced from 11 exons. Gene Ontology annotation, biological process: glycoprotein catabolic process; protein quality control for misfolded or incompletely synthesized proteins; protein deglycosylation. Gene Ontology annotation, cellular component: cytoplasm; nucleus; cytosol. Gene Ontology annotation, molecular function: peptide-N4-(N-acetyl-beta-glucosaminyl)asparagine amidase activity.